AUGCCGCUUCGGCCAAACGCCCGCGUCCUGCGCGACAUGUCCACGCGCCAGGCCGUCGCCUCGUCCGAGCUGCUGCGCCGCGCCUACAAGUACCUCGCACGCAACACGACGCUGCCCAGCCGCACGCGCCACCAGGCGCAGCUCGGCCUCAACGCGCUGCUGCCAAAGACGCGCCCCGACCGCGUCAAGGAGCGCUGCAUCGAGACGGGCCGUGGGCGCGGCAUCAUCACCGAGUUCGGCCUCUGCCGCUACGCCUUCCGGCUACGGGCGCUCAAGGGCCAGCUGAACGGCGUCGAGAAGGGCUCAUGGUAA
Messenger RNA from Tilletiopsis washingtonensis, 312 nucleotides. RefSeq lists its product as hypothetical. The transcript has 3 exons. The coding region runs from base 1 to 312 and encodes 103 amino acids. The record is from RefSeq and is a predicted model, not a curated record. Gene Ontology annotation, molecular function: structural constituent of ribosome. Lineage: Eukaryota; Fungi; Basidiomycota; Exobasidiomycetes; Entylomatales. Gene Ontology annotation, biological process: translation. Gene Ontology annotation, cellular component: mitochondrial small ribosomal subunit; ribosome.